AUGAGGAUAUUGAAUGUUGCCGAGAAACCUUCUGUUGCAAGAUCGAUAUCCUCGGUCUUAUCGAAGGAUCUAAGUGUCAGGAGAGGGCUUCAUCAGUACUGUCCAAACAUCCAGUUUGACCAUGGCAAUCAGAUGGUCUUCACAAGUGUUCUGGGACAUGUGCUCUCGAGCGACUUUGAGAACAAGAGCCGGUGGGAUGAAGUAGAUCCAGAGACACUGUUUACAGAAAGGAUUGUCAAGUAUGUACAGCCGGAGUUUAUAAAGGUUAAGGAAAAUAUAGAAAGAGAGGCGUUGAAAUGCGACAUGGUUGUGAUUUGGACUGACUGUGAUAGAGAAGGGGAAAACAUUGGAAGGCAGAUAAGAGACAUUGUCCUUGGGGUGAAGAAGGUUGAAGUGAAGCGGGCAAGAUUUUCUGGGAUCACUCUCCGGGACAUAGAGGGAGCAUUGGGAAACCUAGGGGAAAUAAACGAAGCAGAGGCAGAGGCGGUCGAAGUACGCAUGGAAUUGGAUCUUAGAAUAGGAUCGGCGUUUACUAGGCUGCAGACCUUGUCACUGGGCAGGACGAUACAGGAGAAAAGGGUACUAAGCUUUGGGCCGUGCCAGGUACCUACAUUGGGAUUUGUGGUUGAGAGGGCAAGGGAAAGGGAGAGCUUUGUCCCUGAGAUGUUCUGGACUCUAAUGUUUAAGACUAAAAGUAAGAAACUUGGAGAUGAAUUUACGUGGAGAAGAGGAUCUGUCUUUGAUAAGAACUGUGUUAUAUGUUUCCAUAGAAGCUUGUCUGGAGAAAGUGCUAGGAUAGUGUUAAAAGAAGUGAGAGAAAGAACCAAAUACAAGCCGCUUCCUCUUAGAACUGUUGAGCUUCAGAAGAAAUGUUCAUCGUACUUCAAGCUAAGUGGACACAAGGUGAUGGAGAUUGCAGAGGGGCUGUACAACAAAGGAUAUAUAAGCUAUCCCAGGACAGAGACAGAUGCAUUCGAUAGGAAGUUUGACUUCAAGUACAUAUUGGGUAAGUUAUGUAAGGAUUCGAAGGUAGGUGAGCAUGCUGAGAAGUUGAUUGGGGGGUUUGAUUAUCCGCGGAAUGGAAGAAACAAUGACAUGGCACAUUCUCCAAUAUAUCCACUAAAAGAAGGGACAGGACUUUCAGGAAAGGAUAGAGAUAUCUAUGACUUUAUUUGUAGAAGGUUUCUUGGAUGUAUAUCAAAGGAUGCCAAGGGCCUUGAGACACGGUAUGAACUGAAGAUUGGAUCUGAGAUGUUUGAUCUGAAGGGGAUAAGGGUGGUCGAAAAGAACUAUCUGGAGGUGUAUUACUAUGAUAAGUGGGAUGAUAAAGAAGUCAGUGACUUUCAGAUGGGAGAGAUGGUUUCGGGGGAUCUUUGUAUCUCGGAGGGCAAGACAACACCUCCAAACUAUCUUACCGAGGCCGAACUGAUAAGCCUGAUGGAUAAGAAUGGAAUAGGAACAGAUGCAACGAUACAUGAGCAUAUUCAAAAGAUUCAAGAGAGAGGAUAUGCAAUCAAGGUUGGAGAAGAAAUAAGGCCUCUGGAGCUUGGGGCAGCUCUUAUUGGAGGAUAUGAAAGGUUUGGAUUGAAUGUUGGCAAGCCUGAGCUUCGGAAGAGCCUAGAAGGUAAUCUCAAGAAGAUAUCGGAGGGCCGGAUGAGUGGAAGAGAAGUAGUGAAGGAGGGAAUUAUAGCCUAUAGAGACAUAUAUGCCCUCCUUAAAAGAAAUAUCGAGGAAUUUGUCUGUAUUCUUAGACAGGGUAUUGAAAAUGAUACAAAGCGGCUGGGAGUGGAGAAGAGAAAAAAGGCGGAAAGGGCAGAACAAGGAAAGACAAAAGCAGAGGGUUUCAAGGGUCUCAACCCAAAGAAAGCUCUGAACAAAGAAGGAGAAAAGAAAAGAGUGGAAUGUGAUUGUAAAGACGAAGCCAAGGUGCUGAAGGUAAAGAAGGGAGACAAUACUGGAAAGGAGUUCUAUUGUUGUGGAAAGACAGCAAAAAGAUGUUAUUUUUUCCAGUGGUGUGACAAGGAGGAAACCAAGAGAGACGAGGAGCUGAAAUGCUUCUGCGGGUUUGAGCCCCAAUUGCUUGUAGCAAACACAGAAAACAAUAAAGGAAGGAAGUUCUUCAAGUGCAAGAAAGCAUACAAGCCAUGUAAGUUCUUCCAAUGGGAGGAAUGA
Messenger RNA from Encephalitozoon intestinalis ATCC 50506, 2172 nucleotides. Its product is annotated as DNA topoisomerase III. Gene Ontology annotation, molecular function: zinc ion binding; DNA topoisomerase type I (single strand cut, ATP-independent) activity; DNA binding. Lineage: Eukaryota; Fungi; Microsporidia; Unikaryonidae. Gene Ontology annotation, biological process: DNA topological change. The record is from RefSeq and is a predicted model, not a curated record. Gene Ontology annotation, cellular component: nucleus. The coding region runs from base 1 to 2172 and encodes 723 amino acids. The transcript has a single exon.